GAUUUUUACUUCGUGAGAGUCGAUAAAUUUUCGCCAACAAGAUAACGUAAGACAAGUUUUCGCGUAACUUGUUUUGUGUUCUUGUGUUUGGUUUUAAGUAAUUUCAAGAAGAAUGUCAGGCUUUGGGCAAGAUGAUGGAUUCUACAGUGGUGGUGGUGAUUACUAUAACAACCCGAAUCAGAAUCAAGAUAUAAACUACGCCCAAAGUGGAUAUGGGCAAGAACAAGAGUUUGGCCAGUUUAACUAUCCAUAUUAUAAUCAAGGGAGGCAGUUUGGUCAGUUCGAUUACAGUAACCAGAGCACUAAUUAUGGAAUGGAGGCAAGUUACACCGGCCAACAACCCGCGCCAUAUAAUCCGUCCAUCCUCACUCCUGACUCGGCACAAGCCUUCUCAGCACCACCAGGGGGAGACAACUACGAGGAUGAACCUCCGUUGAUGGAAGAACUUGGUAUAAAUUUUGACCACAUCGUACAAAAGACUAUGGCAGUUUUGAACCCAUUAAAACAGACACAGCAUGAGCUGAUGCAGGACACAGAUCUGGCUGGACCACUGGUCUUCUGUCUGGCUUUUGGAGGCAGUCUUAUGCUUUCUGGAAAACUUCAUUUCGGUUACAUCUAUGGUAUUGGUGUGGUUGGUUGCCUAGCAAUGUAUUGUUUACUGAACCUGAUGUCUAUGACGGGAGUUUCCAGCGGGUGUAUCAUCAGUGUACUGGGGUAUUGUUUACUACCCAUGGUGUUCCUCUCUUUCUCAUCGGCUCUUUUAUCUUUACAGGGUCUUGUUGGUGUAGUACUAACAGCCGUGACAGUACUAUGGUGUAGUAUUUCAGCCUCUAAGUUAUUUGUGUCGGCACUAGAGAUGGAUCAUCAACAGUUACUAGUAGCAUACCCAUGCUGCCUGGUGUACGGAGUGUUUGCACUCCUUACUGUGUUCUGAAAAGACAGUGUUCUGAAAAGACAGUGUUCUGAAAAGAGAAACGCUUUUAUCGGGAAAAAAAAAACUAACUGUGUAUAAUGCUGAUUAAAAUUAUUUAACUGCUAGAUAAAAAUGCUGUGAAUUUUCAAGCUGCGCUGUGAAAAUACUUCUCUUGAUAUUAUCUGAAAGAACAAUGUGAAGGUUUUGUGUAAAACUUAUCAAUAUGUGUUUAUUAAAUGAAUACAAAUUGACUAGUUUUAACCUCAAUAAUUAAAGGAGCUACACUGAGGUAAAACAAAAACAUAAAAAAAAACAUAUUUCUUACAUAGAUCAGGUAAAUCACCUAAAAUGGAAAAAUCUGCCAUGAAUGAUUAAGAAAUUUACUCAGAAUCAAAUUGAAUAUUGAUUUUUGUUUGAUUUUUAGCCAAUUUGUGUGAAAAAUGUUUUUUUCAGCCAUUUUGCAUUAUUAAAAUGAUUAUUCUUAUAAAAUAGGUUGAGGGAAUGAUCUUUUAAAAAUUUGAUCCACAAGUUAUUGGUCCAGAACUUAUGUCUAAAAAGAUGUUUCUAGCUGCCUUAUAAUAAAAACCUGAAAUCUCAGUGGAGUUCCUUUAACAUACAUAAUUAUUGUGUGUAUAAAUACUUAAUAAGCUGGUCUUGAAACUUAGCAAUUGAUUGUUAUCAUGUUAUCAGCUUGUUAUUUUCAGAGAAGUGUAUUAAAAUGUUUACAUUAUCUUUAUAAAUCAGGCAUAACAAAAAUAAUUGCAAAAACAUUAAUUCUAUUCCUGACUGUUUUCAUUGUAAACAAAUUUAACAUAAUUUUUUUGGACCAAGGUUUUUGUCUAUUUCAAAAGUUGUGGUAUCUAAUAAAAUUAUAUUUAUUUGCAUGAGACAUCCUAAAGUAAAUGCCACAUUUGCAUAUUUCAGCAUAAGAAAAUUUCUGAUUUAUUCCUAAAACAAUGUUAAGGAGGCAAUUUAUUUGCAUGAAACAGCAGGACUCAAGUAAUUUAAAUAUCUAUUUACUGAGAAAUCUGUGUGUCAAACAUUGUUUAUUGGGGGGAUAAUAUAAAUUUAUUGUAGCGGAGAGAGUAUUAGAUAAUAUUUUUAUUUGUAAAUGUCACAUAAUUCUGUAAUCCUACAGCUAGAGACAAAUUUCUGCUUUAGUCAUAAUGCUGAAUAUUUUAUAUUUAUUGUAUGCAUAUGAUAUGAUCAUUAAAAAAUACAGGAAUGAAAGUAA
This is a messenger RNA of Ruditapes philippinarum (Manila clam), 2147 nucleotides long. Its product is annotated as protein YIPF5-like. Lineage: Eukaryota; Metazoa; Mollusca; Bivalvia; Venerida; Veneridae. The record is from RefSeq and is a predicted model, not a curated record. The transcript is spliced from 8 exons. Gene Ontology annotation, biological process: vesicle fusion with Golgi apparatus; endoplasmic reticulum to Golgi vesicle-mediated transport. Gene Ontology annotation, cellular component: trans-Golgi network; membrane. The coding region runs from base 113 to 934 and encodes 273 amino acids.